UUUUAGGGUUUCGACAUUUAACUGAUUUUUUUGCCACAAAAUUCAAAGCAAUCUUUUUUGCCUCCAUAGUGAUUAAAAGGACAAGUUGAAAAAAGGAAUCUUGUUGCUAGAAACUCUUUUAAUAAUUAAUUGUACUCUAAAGACGGCUGCCAAAUGUUUGCUUCGGAUACGAUCCCUGCCAGGGAUGCCGGUAGAGUAAACACCGCCGGCAUGGUGCUGUUCCCAAUUCAAUUUACAUGGCCACAUGGUGGGAGAAGUGUCUUCAUUUCUGGCUCUUUCAAUAGGUGGGCCGAGCUCGUGCCAAUGUCGCAGGUUGAAGGUUCUCCCAAUGUCUUUCAAGCUGUUUGUGCCGUAUCUCAUGGUUGCCAUGAGUACAAGUUUCUUGUUGAUGGUGAAUGGCGACAUGAUGAACGGCAACCUCACAAGAAUGGUGACUAUGGAAUAGUUAAUACAUUUGACGCUCAGCCUGUUCCUGCACAGGUUCCUCAGGUGCAAUCUCGUUUAGAUGUACCGAACAACAUGGAUGUGGAUUCUGGUCUCACGCAUCGAAUCUCUACGGUAACACUGAACCAAACAAUGCCAAGGAUUUCAGAAGAGGACGUACAGGCCUGCCGCAACCGCAUCUCCAUAUUCUUGGCAUCACACACUGCUUAUGAAUUACUACCUGAGUCAGGCAAGGUCGUUGCCUUGGAUGUUGAUUUGCCUGUAAAGCAAGCAUUUCAUAUUCUCUCUGAGCAGGGUGUUGCUUUGGCUCCGCUUUGGGACUUUUCCAAGGCGAAGCUUGUUGGAGUUCUUAGUGCUUCAGAUUUUAUAUUGAUUUUGAGAGAGCUUGGGAAUCAUGGAUCAAAUCUUACAGAGGAAGAGCUUGAAACACACACUAUUUCUGCUUGGAAAGAGGGAAAGGCAUACAUGAACCGGCAAGUUGAUGGGCAUGGGAGACCAAUUCCAAAACAUCUCAUCUAUGCUGGGCCAUGUGAUAAUUUGAAGGAUGUAGCUUUGAAAAUUUUGCAAAGCGGAGUAGCUAUAGUUCCUGUUAUCCAUUCAACCUCAGAAGAUGGUUCAUUUUCCCAAUUAUUACAUCUUGCUUCUCUUUCUGGAAUACUAAAAUGCUUAUGCAGGUAUUUUAAACAUUGUUCUGGUUCUUUGCCCAUACUACAAUUACCAAUUUAUGUAAUCCCUCUGGGUACAUGGGUUCCAAGAAUUGGAGAAUCCAGCAGUCGGCCGGUUGCGAUGCUGAGACCUACUGCUUCUCUUAGUUCCGCAUUAAAUAUGCUAGUUCAAGCACGCGUAAGUUCAAUACCUAUAGUUGACGACAAUGACUCGUUACUGGACAUAUAUAGUCGGAGUGAUAUAACAGCUUUGGCAAAAGGCAGAGAUUAUAUACACAAUCUAAAUGAAAUAACCAUUUAUCAGGCAUUGCAAUUGGGACAAGAUUCCAACACUCCUUAUGAGACAAGAAAUCAAAGAUGUCAGAUGUGUUUGCGCACCGAUACAUUGCUUAAAGUGAUGGAGCAAUUGGCGAACCCUGGUGUUCGACGGCUUGUCAUUGUGGAAGCUGGCAGUAACCGUGUAGAAGGCGUCGUCUCGCUUACUGAUGUUUUUAGUUUCUUGCUUGGUUAAUUUGAAGUAAUUGCAGAUGAACCUAUCUAGGAGAGUGCUUUUGCACUGGACUCCCAGGCCCAAUGUUCCAAAGAGACCGCCAUACUUGGGUGAUCAUCGGCUCUCAAUUCAACCAUUCAAUUAACCUCUUGCUUUGUUGCCUUAUCUUUUAGAAUUAUAGGCCAAAGAAAGAGGAUGUAAUUUAAGAGGAUUUCAUUUUCCGAAAUUCGUUCAUCUACUCCUCGCCCAUGAUUUUCUUGGUAAGUAGAUGGCAUUCUCUGCAGCGGAGCAUGAGACCUAUAGUAGUUUAUUGUUAUCUUCAAAAUUAUAAGUAAAGAGACCUAAAUUAAGCUGUUU
Hibiscus syriacus is the source of this 1956-nucleotide messenger RNA. RefSeq names its product sucrose nonfermenting 4-like protein. Bases 154 to 1620 code for a protein of 488 amino acids. The record is from RefSeq and is a predicted model, not a curated record. Lineage: Eukaryota; Viridiplantae; Streptophyta; Magnoliopsida; Malvales; Malvaceae. The transcript is spliced from 14 exons.